Messenger RNA from Phyllostomus hastatus (greater spear-nosed bat), 2136 nucleotides. It is a transcript of the gene TMEM47, whose product is annotated as transmembrane protein 47. Gene Ontology annotation, cellular component: cell-cell junction. Gene Ontology annotation, biological process: cell-cell adhesion. The record is from RefSeq and is a predicted model, not a curated record. Lineage: Eukaryota; Metazoa; Chordata; Mammalia; Chiroptera; Phyllostomidae. The transcript is spliced from 2 exons. Bases 596 to 841 code for a protein of 81 amino acids.
AGUGAGGCGACCCCGGAGCCGAUGCCGCCAGGGGAAGGGUUGGGGACUGAACAAUUUUGAGGAAUUGCCCCGAGGGGCUGGUUGGUGGAUGGGGACUCAUACCGGGUUUGUCUCUAGGAGCACCAGGGAAGAGGAUUCGCUCUGCGCACGCUAAGGACGAGCGUCAGAGAGUACCGACCGGAGCGGAAGGCUUCGGACAGGGGCUGGGCAGUCACAGGAAUCUUUCCCAGGGAGUCCGGAGACAAAGCCCCUCGAAGCCGGGCGCGGACCGCCGCCCUGCCUCCCUCUGCACUGCCACCGGUUGCCAGGGGAGGGGUCGGGGCGGAGCAAGUCGCCCGGGCGGGCUGAUCGCGUGGAGCAGUGAAGAAGGUCAGUGGAGGGAUAGGCGUCCCUGCGGCUACCGACGACCUCGCCCCAGCCGGCCACCUCUGCAGACCAGUUUCGCUGCUUCGGCCAGAGGCGCGGAACCCCAAGGGAGCGAUCCCUGCGUGUGGCUGCACGGUUGCUUGCUUGCGAGAGGGGUAGGGCUCCCAGCUCUCCGGACUCGUCUGGCGUCCUCGCCUCCUGCGGGCCGGCGGACUGCGGCGCCCCGGGCAUGGCUUGGGCGGGCAGCGGCCUGGAGGAGGUGCGCGCGUCGGUGCUGACCCCGCUGAAGCUGGUCGGGCUGGUGUGCAUCUUCCUGGCGCUGUGUCUGGACCUGGGUGCCGUGCUGAGCCCGGCUUGGGUCACGGCCGACCACCAGUACUACCUGUCCCUGUGGGAGUCCUGCCGGAAACCCGCCAGCUGGGACAUCUGGCACUGCGAGUCCACGCUCAGCAGCGAGUGCAAGGUAACACCUUAGUGGACUGGAUUCAUGCCUAUGCCCCAGUGGCUAACCAAUCAGCAUGCUUGGUCUGCACUGAACUCCUCCUGAGCACAUAAGCUGGCCUCCCAUGGCACAUCUCUCCUGCUUCUGUCUCAAAAUGGACUUGGCUUCAGAACCAAUGGAACAGUGAACAUCCCUUGUGGAAUGUUACCUGAACUGACAUCUGUGCUGGGGCGAAGCAGCGUUAUGACUGGCCCAGCCAUUAAGUAGCCACUCUGUAUGGGAUGGCUCAGGGUGGCUCACAGCUGAAGCUGUGGAGCUGGCUGGACCAGCUCCCCUUUACGUUGAGAAUCCCGAGGGACAAGCCCAGGCAGCCUGGGCUCCAACAGGUCUGUGUCAGACUUGGACUCUAAAGCAUUACUGAGAGGCACAGAAUGAUGUGUGGGCUGCAGUUCCCAAUGGAACCUCUAGGUGUAUGGCUCACAUGAGUGGCCAUACCAGGCCGAAAAUUGGACUGGUUGUUGUACCUGGGAUGGUCCUAUUUGCCUGCUUGAGUUCAGAAAACUCUUGCAAUCUGGCCUACCAAUUGGGAAGCGUUUAAGGUGUGACACCGGGUAAAGUGUACUCCCUGGUGGUAUUACCCACUAGCUAUUUUUUCUCCUCAAGCUAUUUCUAUAGUCAUGGAGACUGAAAUAACUGCUUUGGCUUUGCACACUGCUCCUGUGUUGAAUGCAACAUGUGAUUCCUUAAGCCUCAUACAUGAGGAAGUAUAUCAAUCGAGGAAAGUAGCCUUAUAAAAUCACAUGCCUUAGACAUGCUCACUGCAUCACAAGGUGAGGUGUGUGCCCUGGUAGGGGCUGAAUGCUGUGUAUACCUUCCAGAUGUCCAUCACAAUGUUAGCCAAGCUCUACGGGCAUUAGCUUCUGAGACCCAUGACAUCGAAUGCAUGACAGGUGAUCCUCUGCAGGAAUGGUGGGCAUUGCUAACCACUGAAUGGCAGUGAAUCCUUGCUGUCUUGAGUGGCAAUGCUUGUGUUCUAGUUGUGUGCUAUUGCAGUUCGUACUGCUGUUGUGGCAUUUGGGUACAGGGCUCUGCCCUCCUCACCAAGGGACCCUUGCGGAAGGCACCCUCGUGUAGAUUGUAUGGUGAAUAACCCUGAAGUGGUGGAUUGUAGGGGAAAUGGAGUCAGUCAGCCUCCCUCACUGGGCCUGAUAAGCAGUAUUAGCAUAGCUUUGAGAAUAGGCCCGAGUGUGCAGAAUCACACUUUGUUAUAUUAUAUCUUGGCCCCCUGCUGGUUUUGUGUGCAUUUAGUAUAUAAGAGAGUAGGGGCU